GCUGCCCUUCUCCUCUGUUGUUGGUGGUGGAAGGUGGAAACUGUGUUGGCGGCGGCAUACGAUAUGUUGUUCUGUCUGUGUACUAAACCGAGAGCCUUCGCAUGAGCUACGGGAUGAAACCUCGUUUCAUGUGACAUAAUUAAGCGAAUGCGUUGCAGCAAUGUCGAAGUCAAAGCAGGAUAAAUCUGGAGGCUUGGCUCCCGAACUGGACCAAGCGCGCUCGAAGCUGGAUGGCGUUCUUCAGAAUCUCAUGGAAAAGACUGAAGAAAGUCACAGUUCAUCAUCCCAGUCAGAUGACGAUUACAAACCUUCAGAUAUUAUUAUGAAAGAACCUUCUCCCAUUUCUUCCCCUUCGAAGCGGUCGCAGAAGUCUCAGAGGAAAAGACGUCGAAAAGAUGAAGCUGCGAUUCAGAGCUCAAGUACGGACACAUACAUUACGAAGAUCUAUGGUUGCAGCGUCGACCUAGCACAGUUUGACGAAAACUCUCCGCUUUAUGCCAUGUGUCGUAGCUGGAUCCAGAACAAACCUGUACAACAGUCGGAGAAGCUCUUUCCCACUGACGACGAGGACGACAAAAAGGCCCCGGAAGAGGGUGGGGACAAGGAGCCCACUGAAGGAAUUUACUCUCUACCAGCACCUACGCCAUUGCCUAGAGACAAAGAAAGUAACAUCAAAGAUCUGAGGAUACCUGAGACAGUUCAGCAACCUUCAGAAAAGUUCUUCAUGGCAGCUGAUGACAGCGAAGUAGUUCCUGUUAAUGUGCUCCUGGCCAAUCAUCAGGCACGAUGGAAGUCCAUCAGGCAGAAAUGGAAAGAAGCAGCAAUGGCCAACGAGGAACGAUACAAGGAAAGCACCAGCAUGCUUCUGAAGGCGAUGAGUCAAGAUGAAGGCGGAUCAUGGGAGGGAGUACAAGCCUAGGACAUCAGCACUGUGGUGUAUAAUUUUCUUGGGUGUAAAUCACGGAGGAAAUGCUGCAAGCACCACAAAUAAAAAAGUGGACACAGAC
Ornithodoros turicata is the source of this 1007-nucleotide messenger RNA. It is a transcript of the gene mip40, whose product is annotated as protein lin-37 homolog. The record is from RefSeq and is a predicted model, not a curated record. Gene Ontology annotation, biological process: negative regulation of transcription by RNA polymerase II. The coding region runs from base 161 to 919 and encodes 252 amino acids. NCBI's taxonomy places the organism in Eukaryota, Metazoa, Arthropoda, Arachnida, Ixodida, Argasidae. Gene Ontology annotation, cellular component: Myb complex; transcription repressor complex. The transcript is spliced from 9 exons.